Molecule: messenger RNA, 1686 nt
Organism: Lolium perenne
Lineage: Eukaryota; Viridiplantae; Streptophyta; Magnoliopsida; Poales; Poaceae
Source: RefSeq, a predicted model, not a curated record
GCUGGAAAGUAGCCACCUUCUCGUGGUUGCUGCAGGCAGCAAAAAAACCACAAUCCUCCCAUGUCAUCUCUGCUGCUCCACUAACACUUCUCCGCCCUCUCGCUUUCCUCUGUGCUUUGUUUCUCUCUAGUCUGUUAGUAGUUCCAAACGAACAAGCUCCGACGCCACCAUCCCUACUAAGCUCAGUCGCUCGCUCACAUUCUUUCUCUCCCUCCGUAUUCCAAGCCCCCAUCUCCUCCAAUUUCAAGUUCGAAACGUGAAGCAAAGAUUAUAUCUUCAGUGUCCGAGCCGGAGCAGAGUCAUCGAUCAUCAGCGGGGUUAGCAUUGAGGACCGAGAUGGUGGCUUCUACAUACCACACACGUGGAAACUAGUUAACACGAGUUUGAUGCAGCAUAACUUCUAUGAUGUUUCAAGAGAAAAUGAUCAUGUACUCAUCGAAAAGCUCAAAGGGCACGGUGUUUCCUCUACGAUCAAUGUUCGUCUUCUUCAUUGCACUAUUCGGUUUCUACGUCUGCUACUUCUCCCUCACUCAGAUAGCCUUAGAAAAUGAAGAGGAAGAAAUGAACGAUGUGGAAGAACGAACAAAAGUUCUGUGCACAAGACCUGCUUCAGCCGUUCCAUAUAGGCAGAUGCGAUAUGUGCAUUUUCCAAGACCUAUGAGCUAUGACAGGGGCGAAUGCGCAUGCACUCCGGUUCGUUUCUUUGUCAUUGUAUCCAUGCAAAGAUCGGGCAGCGGAUGGUUCGAGACUUUGCUGAACAGCCAUCCCAAUGUCAGCUCAAAUGGUGAAAUCUUCGCUGUGAGAGAGCGAAGAGAAGAUAUUGUGUCAAUCUUGAGGACGCUUGACAGGCUGUAUGAUUUGGAUUGGCGCACCAGUGCGGCAAAAAAUGAAUGCACUGCUGCGUUCGGAUUGAAGUGGAUGCUAAAUCAGGGUAUUCUGGACUAUCCUCAUGACAUUGUCAACUAUCUGAACAAAAAGGGUGUCAUGGUGAUUUUUCUCUUUAGGAGAAAUACAUUAAGGAGGCAUGUUUCAGUGUUGGCCAACGACUACGACCGAAGAACAAAGCAGCUGAAUGGCACCCACAAAGCACAUGUUCACUCGCUAGAGGAGGCUGAGAUACUAGCGAGGUUCAGACCGGAGCUGGACGUGUCGUCUCUGAUCCCAAGCAUCAGAGAAGCCGAGCAGUCCAUGGAAGCCUGCCUGCGCCAGUUCCGUGCAACGCGCCACAUGAUCCUCUACUACGAGGACCUCAUCGGCGACGACAAUGCACUGUCUCGUGUGCAGAAGUUCCUGGGAGUCCCGGUGAGGCCGCUGUCGAGCAGGCACGUGAAGAUCCACACCAGCCCGCUCCCGGACCUGGUGGACAACUGGGAGGAGGUGAGGGAGACGCUCAGGGGCACGGAGUUUCAUCACUUCCUUGACGGGUGAAGACGCCCUUCCAUUCUUUGUUGGGAUAAUAAGGAAUCGGGAGUUGUCGUAGGACGUAGGAGAUUCUUCUGCAGUCAGCCAGGAGUUCUAUAGAGGAAGAGAAAAGGAGACUUCUGUCCUCAUUGAUAUCUUUCAGUGUGUCUUUUCCUUCCAAGCUCAGAAGGACAUAUUACAGCUUAGCAAAAUAAAGUUAGGCGUAACUAGUCUUUCCUACCUGCUGUAAUCAUUGUUACAAUCAUUCAUAACUUUUAUCAAAUA